AUGUCUGUCAUUGGAAAUGGUCUUGUCAUCUUCAUUUUGCUUUGUCUAUUUAUCUCACAGACACUAACCGAAGAGGACUUUUACAAACUUCUUGGGGUAUCAAAGGACGCUGAUAAUCGAACAAUUCGGCGAGCCUUUAAAAAACUUGCUUUGCAAAAACAUCCUGAUAAAAAUCCGAACAAUAAAAAUGCGCAUGCAGAAUUCGUCCGACUUAACAGGGCGUAUGAGGUUCUUAUGGACGAAGAAUUGCGCAAAAAAUACGAUCAGUUCGGCGAAGAAGGUUUAAAGGAUGAUUUCCAUGGCGGCAAUCAGUAUCAGUCGUGGACUUUUUAUAGGGACAAUUUCGGUAUUUAUGAUGACGAUGCGGAAAUCGUAACGCUUUCUCGUGCUGACUUUCAACAAGCUGUUGUUGAUUCCGGCGAAAUUUGGUUUGUCAAUUUCUACUCCACCUACUGUUCGCACUGUCACCAACUGGCCCCAACAUGGCGCAAAUUUGCUCGGGAAAUGGAUGGAGUUCUUCGGAUAGGUGCAGUUAACUGUGCUGAAGAUCCAAUGUUAUGCCAGUCUCAAAAUGUGAUGGCCUAUCCGUCGUUGGUGAUUUAUCCCGAGAGAGUUUUCUUCAAUGGCCGAAGAGAAAUGGAUGAUUUAGUCGAAUUUGCAAUGAGUAGAAUCUCUACUGAUAUUCAUCACCUCAAAAAGUCAAAUUACAAAAAGAUGACUAUGGAAUGGGAAAAAUUGUCUGAGCGACCUUGGGUUGUUGAUUUCUGUGAUGAUCAUGGCGACUGCUUGUCGCAGUCGAACAGAAAGAAGUUGGCUGCUAUGCUGGCAGAAGUUGCUAAUGUUGCGACUGUCAAUUGUUUUGAAGGCGUCACGCGGGAUGAACUGUGCACUAUUUUGAAAAGAACUCAGGGAGUUGCUUACUACCCACCAAAGAAUAUGACUGUUGACAACGGCAAGGUGAGAACAUUUAAUGUUUUUUUUGCGGAACACAACUUUUUUAAUUUUUCGGGUUCCAAUUAUUACACUAAGACUGUAAGAACCGGUGUUUGUUCAGACUUAAAUGGUGUUUGCGAUGGGUUGUUCUUAGCAGAAUUACCAAAAUGGGUUAUGUUUAAACCUGCAGGCGGAUAUGAAAUCAAUUAUGGUAUGAAGUUGAUGUGUGCUCGUCUGAAUUUAUGUAAACGGAUUAGACUAGGAAAUCAGUAUUACAGCGGUCUUAAUAGAUAUGAAUUGCAGUGGUGCCCACCGUGCCAACGUCUUUUACAUGAACUUAGGAAACUUCACAAUUAUGUUCACGAUCUGAAAAUUGGGACAAUAGAUUGUGUUGCUCAUCCGCAAAUUUGCCAAGAAGCAGGCAUUGGAAGCUAUCCAGCAACAAUUUAUUACGAGAACAGAAAAACUCACUCAAGUCUUGGUUAUCACGAUGUCGGACUUUUUUGGAAUUAUCAUUGUUUUCUGCUAGAAUCACGCCAACAAGGCGAAACGUGGCUUGUUGACUUCUUUGCUCCUUGGUGUGGCCCUUGUCAGCAGCUAGCACCUGAAUAUCGUAGACUUGCACGAGAUGUUACGAGGUUAACAACAAACGUCUUCUUUGGAAGUGUUGACUGCGAUGCGUAUCGGGACUUUUGUACCCAAAAUCAAGUUUAUGCGUAUCCUACUGUCCGUCUUUAUCCUGCAAAUCCUCAUGACUAUCCAAACAACUGGUGGAGAGAUCAUGGUUCUAUGUACCGCUGGCUCACUGAAUAUUUGCCAUCUAAGGUGAAGACUUUGGGAAAUGACUUUUUCAAUCGCGUUUUGGAUGAUAAAAUACCUUGGCUGGUUGAUUUUUACGCACCUUGGUGUGGUCAUUGUAUUCAAUUUGCUCCUGUAUUUGAGACAGUGGCGGAAAUGCUUGAUGGCCGUGUCACACUUGGGAAGGUCAACUGUGAUCAGUGGCCAGGAGUUUGUCAAAGCGCUGUUAUUAGAGGUUAUCCUACAGUUCGUCUUUUUGUUGGAAGCAAGGACGGAUCACGACAAGAUAUUAAUGGGAUAGUAAUUCAGUCGCAUAAUGCAGAGGUUAUUGUAAAACUAGUUGAAGAACAAAUCGGUAAAGCGUCAAAAUCUUUACCAAAAACAGAGUUGUGA
Enterobius vermicularis (human pinworm) is the source of this 2124-nucleotide messenger RNA. The record is from the annotation of a GenBank genome assembly. Lineage: Eukaryota; Metazoa; Nematoda; Chromadorea; Rhabditida; Oxyuridae.